AUGGUUUCGUGUUUCUCCGUCGCUCCCAUACACAACGACAAGUACGACUAUUACAUCGACGAUUACAUCUCCGAUGACGACCCGAACCUCGACCCGGACGUCCGUACGCUUCGCAAGGCGAAGCAAAGGCGCUACGAGGAGCGGCUCGCGAAGGAAGCGGCGAAAGCGGCGGAGGAAAGGGAGAGGAUACGGCAGAGAGUCGGGGGAGUGGUGGUGGUGGGUGUGGAUGUUAAUGAAAGCGGUCAGAAGGUCGUUGACUUCGCGAUUGAGAAUAUGGUGAAGCGAGGCGGCAAGCUUGUGCUCGUGCACGUCGCCACCGUCACUCCCCUCGUUCAGUCCGGCCCAGGCCGCAGCGACAAGAGAGAGGUGAAGAGCAGGGAGCGCGCGUGGUGGGGGGGAUACAACCUGCACAUGUCACACGAGGUCGCACGCCUGCUCAAGCCACACAGGCGGCACUGCAGAGCCGCUGCGAUGGAAGUGGAGGUGCGGAUAGUGCGAGGCAAGUCAGUGCCACACACGCUCUUGAAAGAGGCUGCUGCGCUCUCUGCAACCACGCUGCUGCUGGGGGGGCAGGGGCGGAAGGGCAAGGGCAAGGAGAACGCGCAGGGAGAAGGGGAGGGUGCACGGGAGGAGAGGCGGAGGGGGGAGGCCGCAGCAGCAGGCGCAGCAGCAGCAGGGGUGGCGGGGAUGAGUGUGGUCGGAGGAAUGCCGGUUGGAAAAUCAAGCCUGGAAUCAACGCCUUCUCCUCUCCCAUUCCAACCCCCAUUCCCCCCAACAGGCAAUCGGGCCCCAGCACAGCAAGCUACUGCGCCGCCCCCCUCUGGGCUGUGUGGUGCUCGUGGUGGAUCUCUCCUCCUCGCGAGUCGUGCUGCAGCCUGGACUCAACGCCUUCUCCUCUCCCAUCCCAACCCCCAUUCCCCCCACCAGGCAAUCGGGCCCCAGCACUGCAAGUUAUUGCGCCCGGCGUCCCCAACUAGGCUGUGUGGUGCUCGUGGUGGACCCCUCUUCCUCGCGUGUCGUGCUGCAGUCAGGCAACGUCGACGUCCGCUACCCCAACCACCCCAUGACGCCUUGUGUUCUCCCAUCCCCAUCUCCAUUCCCCCCAGCAGGCAAUCGGGUCCCAACACAUCAAGCUACUGUGCCCGUCGUCCCCCUCUAGGCUGUGUGGUGCUCGUGGUGGAUCCUUCCUCCUCGCGUGUCGUGCUGCAGUCAGGGAACGUUGACUUCCGCUACCCCAACCACCCCAUCCGGGGCCGCCACAGGCCUAACGCCACCCGCGCCCGCACCCUCGGUGCUGGGGGUGCCGGUGCUGCUGGUAGCGGUGGUGCUGCUGCUUUGGAGGCUGCUGGGAGUGAUGGGGUUGGGAGUGCUGGUGCUACAGCACGGGAUGGUGGUAGCGUUCAGAGGAAUAGUGGCAGUUUGAGAGGGAUGGAAGGGGAUGGGGAAGGGUCUGUGAAGCCAGCACGGGAGGGUGGUAAUGUUCAGAGGAGUAGUGGCAGUUUGAGAGGGGUGGAAGGGGAGGGAGAAGGGGAGGCUCGUGCUAAAGGGGUGGGGUCAUUGGCGGGGUGGAAGGUGGGUGGUGGUGCUGACGAUGGGUCGAGUGUUCAGAGCUACAGGAGUAGUCUGCAUGGGGUGAAGGAGGAGGAGGAGGAAGAAGAGGAAGAGGAAGAAGAGGAGGAAGAAGAGGAGGAAGAAGAGGACGAGGAGGAUGGGGAGGGGGACGAGGAGGAAGAAGAAGGGCAUCACCACGCCUCCUCCCUCUCUCGCCCCCCGCCUGUUCGCCCGUCAUGUAGACCAAGAACGGAACGGCAGGAGGAGGAUGAGGAGGAGGCGGACGAGGAGGAGGAGCAGGAGCAGCAAGAGUAUGAGGAGCAGGAGUCUGGUGAAUGGCAAGAGCCGGGGGGAUUAGGGAUAGAGCAGCAGCGGAGAAUAGAUACUACACACCAGGCAGGCACUCCGGCAGGGUCAGCAGUAUCAGACUCCCACAGCACAGCAGGAGGCUCGGAUGACAAGCCACACGCCCCUCUCCACACGUCUGUCUUCGGGGAGUCAAGUGUCCCUCUGGUGGGGCAAACUCAGCAGCAGGCAGAGGGGGUGCAAGGUGGUGGGGGAAGGCGGUCUAUGGAUGGGCUUCUUGCUGCCAACCGGCAUGUUGCGCUUCUGAAUCGCCGGCCCUGGCCCAAGAACGUGCCCGCUCACACCCAGCCCCAGCAUGUGCCUGCUGCUGCUGCUGGAGUUGGUGCUGCUGCCCCUGCUGCUGCCCCUGCUGCUGCCCCUGCUGCUGCCCCUGCUGCUACUGCGACUGCUGCUAGUGCCGCCGCUGCUGCUGGCAGCCCUGCUGAUGGGGCUGCAAAAUCUGCUGCUGCUGCUGCUGCUGUAGCGUCUCCGCUUGAUGUGCCGAUUCCUUCCGCUGCACCCUCUGCUGGCGCUCCUCCUGUUGCGUCUGCUGGGAAGAGCACCCCGCCAAUUUCAGUAGACGACCUGUUUCAGCUCGUCUUUGCAAACCAGAAUUUACUCGCACAGCAGCAGCAAAUCCAGCCUUUAUCCUCCUCCUCCCGCUCGUCUCAAUUCCUUCCAGCUGCCACGCACUCUCCCGCCCGCAUCUUUCCUCUCAAAGAGCUUGUUGCAGCAACAGGAAAUUUCGCUCGAGAGAACAUGAUAGGGAAGGGAGGGUACGCGCAUGUGUAUAAAGGGAAACUGAAGCUUACUAUAGGGGAGCAUACGGGCAGUGGGGGUGCGGUUGGUGGCGGUGGUAGAGGCGGAUUGAGGAGUUCGGGGGGGUCGAGCAAGGUUGUGAGGGUGGCGGUUAAGAGGGUGUAUAAGAAGGGGAGGAGUAGGGACAAGGAGCGGGCGAAGCAGGCGAGGGAAAAAGAAGUGAGGGAGAAGGAAAAGAGAGGAGGAGGUGUUGGGGAGGAGGGGAAGGAGGGAAAAGAGGAGGGAAAGGAGGAGGGAAACGAGGAGGGUGACGGCCUAGAGGAACAAGAAGGAGAAGAAGAGAGGAAGGCUCGUGAGGCAGAGGAGAAUGAGAGAUUUAUGACUGAGGUGCGGAUAGUAGAGCAAGCCAGUGCCCAUCCGAACAUUGUGAAGCUUCUGGGAUACUGCAUGGAGGGAGGAGAGCAUAUUAUGGUGUAUGAGCUGGCAGGGAAUGGCAGUGUGGAGCGCAACUUGCACUCCAAGUCAAGAGAUGUGAUGCCGUGGGAGCGGCGCGUGCAGGCUUUGGUCGGCGCGGCUCGAGGGCUGGCCUACCUCCACAGCGGCUCAGCAGCAGCAGGAGCAGGUGAAACAGCAGCAGCAGCAGCAGCAGCAGCAGCAGCAGGAGAGGGGUGCAUAGUGCAUAGGGACAUCAAGACAGGCAACAUUCUAGUGGGCCACGACUGGCAACCACUGGUUGCUGAUUUCGGCCUUGCUAGAUGGAUCCCCUCUCCUCCCCCACCCACCUCCGCAUCCCCCUUACAAGCCUCCCCUUUACAAGCCUCUUCAUCUCCCUUACAAUCCUCUGGGUCGGCUAUAAAUGGGGUGGCGAAUAAACCUGCUAUAGACGGAUCCAUUAAGUCUCCUAUAGAGGGUACGGUGGGGUAUAUGGCGCCCGAGUAUUUUCUUAGGGGGCGGCUGUCCACCCACACUGAUACAUACGCGUUUGGAGUGCUGCUGCUGGAGCUUAUAACGAGUCGCAGGCCUGUGGAUCCGCGGCGGAGCAAAGAGGAGAUGGACCUGGUGCUGUGGGCGCUCUUCCUGCUGGGCUCUGGUAGACUGCAUCUGUUAGUGGUAGACCCCCGUCUGGAGGGCACGGUGGAUCUGCCUUCUCUCCACCGCAUGGCUGCUGCUGUGCUGCUCUGCUCAAGUGCCAAAAGAGGCUUGCUUUUUUAUUCUCUCCCUCUCCCCCCCUCCCCUUUUCAGGCGCUCCCUCUGCUGGGCUCUGGUAGACUGCACCUGUUAGUGGACCCCCGUCUGGAGGGCACGUUGGAUCUGCCCUCACUGCACCGCAUGGCUGCUGCUGCCCUGCUCUGCCUGCGCCACACGCCCUCCCUCCGCCCCUCCAUGCACCAAGUGGCCCUGCUGCUAGAAGGGCAUUCGCUGAACUACCAGCAGGUGGGUUUCCUGUCUUAG
Messenger RNA from Closterium sp. Naga37s-1, 4107 nucleotides. The record is from the annotation of a GenBank genome assembly. Lineage: Eukaryota; Viridiplantae; Streptophyta; Zygnematophyceae; Desmidiales; Closteriaceae.